CACAUGUAACACUUCAUGGUAUAUCUAAGGAAAAUUUAGUACAAUUUGUGCGUCUGAACCACCCGGAGAUAACCAAACAAACAGGGAAUAACAGAAAUACUGAAGAAUUAGAAAAGGUGAUAAAUUUAAGACUUCAUGAACACUUAAGAUUACCAAUGAAUUGAUUCUCAUGAUAUACAUCUGGGACCACGACCCUGACCAGCUAAACUUAACAUCUGUCACUCACACCAAGCUAUAUUAUAAUAUUCAUGAACUGUGUAAACACAAGUUAAUACACAGACUGACCAACCAUCAAGAUACAGAGACUAGGAUGACAAGGAUUUAACUGACAAUGUAAAUAUAAUGUUGAUGAAUAUAUACAAGACAGCAUUGGAAACUCUUUCACGUGAUCAGUUAGACCUUGAAGUAAACACUUCAGAAAAUCUUAAAAGAAAAUGUAAACAAUUGUGUUUACCUUAUAAAGAAGUGUUGUCAGCGUUCCUUUGUUUAAGACCAACAUGGACGAUGCUGGGGAUCAAGGAGCGGUACUCAGCUCCUCACAAGGGAAUACAAGACUACUUCGCUGCUCUCUAUAUUGUCAACAAUCUCAUUAACCCACAGUAUUCUACACCUACAUCAGCCUCAGGUACAUCAGCCACGUUUCUCAGUAUUUGGAGAGAGUGGAAACAGUACAUCAAAGCAGCAAUAUCACCUUCACCUGUCAGUAUCAGGGGAGUGUUAGAAGAAAGCAUCAGGUCAGGUGUGGUAGACAUGAACAAGUACCAGAAUGUUCUGAUACAUGUGGCUGGACUGCUGUACCUGGUACUAGACCAGGUACCUGAGACACUUGCACGGGAAGUGGUUCAUCUCCUACAAGAGUCUGGUAUGAGAACCCACAAACAGUGGCUCAACCUCCUUGACAUCACUAACAUAUGUCCAGUAAUUGUCAAAGAAGUAUCUCAGUUUUUCAAUACUAAAGAAAUCAUUUACAUAAGUAGUAUACAUAGUGAAAAGAUAUUCUGCUCUCCUGCCACACCUCAGCUCCUGCGAGGUGGAGAUUACUAUCUCGUGUGACCCAAGUGACCUGCCUGAGCUGCCUGACCUGCUGGCUGCCCUCACCCACCACCACUGUACAAAACUGGCACUGCGGCACCACUACUAUCAUGCUGACACAACUACCUUUUCUGACAACCUACUACAACUUGUACAAUCUCGGAGUCACCUGGAGGAGUUCACUGGUUCUCUUACUUGUGAAGGCUUCAGGCUUCUACAAGAGUGUCACCAGCUGUGGUGGCUCUUCCUUGCUGUGAUGACUGACCACCAUGCUGCCUCUCUCCUGCCUCAACUACACCACACUG
Cherax quadricarinatus is the source of this 1337-nucleotide messenger RNA. The record is from RefSeq and is a predicted model, not a curated record. Lineage: Eukaryota; Metazoa; Arthropoda; Malacostraca; Decapoda; Parastacidae.